AUGGCCGCCCUUCUCGGCGCCACAAAGGGCGGCCAGGACCGCCCCCAAGACCGGGACGACGUGCCUUUUCGAAUCGGCAACAGCGCCACUACCACAAACAAGAACGCCAGUAGCAUUUCUGCUCCUCCGGCUGCAGCCUUGUCUGGAAAGGCCACCAGCUUACCAAAGACGCCGACGUCGUCCAAUGAUCAAUUGUCUCGAGUAUUCUCUCCACCUGUCACCCAAGAAGACUUGUGGUACUUCUAUUUCCGUCGUUCAACAUCGAGCGGCCUCGUCCCAUUUUAA
Molecule: messenger RNA, 285 nt
Organism: Sporothrix schenckii 1099-18
Lineage: Eukaryota; Fungi; Ascomycota; Sordariomycetes; Ophiostomatales; Ophiostomataceae
Exons: 2
Coding region: 1-285 (94 amino acids)
Source: RefSeq, a predicted model, not a curated record